Canis lupus familiaris (dog) is the source of this 13459-nucleotide messenger RNA. RefSeq names its product extracellular leucine rich repeat and fibronectin type III domain containing 2 (gene ELFN2). Lineage: Eukaryota; Metazoa; Chordata; Mammalia; Carnivora; Canidae. The record is from RefSeq and is a predicted model, not a curated record. Gene Ontology annotation, molecular function: protein binding. The transcript is spliced from 4 exons. The coding region runs from base 5887 to 8340 and encodes 817 amino acids. Gene Ontology annotation, cellular component: plasma membrane.
GACACACACACACGCACACGCGGGCCACGCCGCGCACACCCGCACCCGCGCCCGCGCUCACACUCACUCACACUCACACUCGCGCGCAGGCCCCGCAGCCGCCGCCGCCUCCGGAAGCGGCGCUCGGCCCGGAUCCCGGCCGGGCUGGAGAAGGAGAAGACCUGGGUGAGAAGCUGCUGCCGCCUGAGCCAGACUGGGACCGAGACCCCGUUGCUCCUGCUGCCGCUGCCAGCGCAGGGCCUCCCUGAGACCAGGCCAGGGAUAGACCUCGUGGGCCGGAGGGGCCCCCUUAGCCUGCAGACAUCGAGCAGAGACGACUGGCCGCCCUGAGCGCAAUUCAAUUCAACAGACAUUUACUGAGUGCCUACUAUGCGCCAGGCCUUAGGCUAGGCACGGGGGUGGGGGAGCAGAGAGGAAGAUGGGGUCCCAUCCUCAGGUAGCUCUGGGCUGGGGGGGCUUGGAGAAGCUGAACGGCUCAGCACCAGGAGAGAAGCUGCAUGCGGGGCUGGAAGCAGCAGAGGUACCUGGGUUCCAGUGCCUCCCUGGAGAGCUGCUGUCUCUCGUCUGUGCCUCAGUUUACCCAUCUGUAAAAUGGGGGUGGGUGAGGUGAGGUGGGGUGAGGCGAUCUCUAGGAUCCUUCCAGGAUUCCAUGGGGAUAGAAUCAAGGGAUGGGGGUAGAGCAGCAAGACCACUACUCUCCCUGCACAGAGGAAAUCUGAAGGCUUCUUGGAGGAAGAGGCAUGAGGUCCGGGUUAUAGGGGGUGGAGAAAAGUGGGAAUGGCACCCAGGCUUAGGAACAGCAUGAGCAGAGGCCCAGAGGACAUGUAGAUGGGCAUCCCCACAGCUUCCCAGGUUUAAAGGGAUGUCAUGGGGUAGGAGCUGGGUGGGGGAGGGGCCCAAGGGUGACAUGUUGGGGUGUGAGCUCUGCUCUGUGAGCUGUUCAGGGCAGAGAGUCAGGAACAAUGGUCCUACUUUGUCCUGCCCCUUCUCUUCUCCUUUCCCCUGGGGUACAUGUCAUAGUCAUGUUUCCAUAGGACCUUGUGGGCAAGGUGGUGUCCGCGCCGUGCUGGGCACUUUGCAACCCUAUAAAGUGGGCGUUGAUGGGCCCAGUUCACAGACAAGGACAUGGAGGAUGAGAGAGGGAAGCUUCUCGCCCAGAUCAUGAUCUGAUCCCCAAACCCCCUGCGCUUCUCCCACUGGCUCUCCCUGAGGAGUUUUUCUGUCCUGUGUGACGUCUCCCAUCCUGGGAACCCCCACCCUCCCAAGCUCUGAGGAGUGCCUGCCACGGGCAACGCAGCCGUCUUUGGAGGUGAGAGUGGGAAGACCCCCAGAUGUUGUUAGCAGGUGGGCUCUCUCCAAGACCUGGCUGCCCCUGCAGCCACCCUUGGAGAUGGUGAGGCGGGGUUCCUUCCCACUUUACAGAUGAGCAGGCUGAGGCCCGGGGGUGGGGAGUCAUGUGGCCUAGUGGAAAGUCAAACUCAGGGAAGUGACAGCCUGAGCAGGGAGCCCUGUCUCCUCUCGCCCAGCUGAGUGCAGCUGGAAGGAGAUCCAGUUUCCCUGAGAUCCGUGCAGAAGGAGACCCCUACAAGCCCUCUCCAGGAAGUGGAAAAGACUGGCAUUGGAACCCAGACCUGGGUUCAAUUUUUUUUUUUUUUUUUUUUUUUUUUUUUAAUUUAUGAUAGUCACACAGAGAGAGAGAGAGGCAGAGACAUAGGCAGAGGGAGAAGCAGGCUCCAUGCACCAGGAGCCCGACAUGGGAUUCGAUCCUGGGUCUCCAGGAUCGCGCCCUGGGCCAAAGGCAGGCGCUAAACUGCUGUGCCACCCAGGGAUCCCUCAGACCUGGGUUCAAAUGCUGGUUUUGUCUUGCACAAAUGGUGGGAUCUUGAGCAAGUCGUUAAUUACUCUGAGCCUUGGUUUCCUUAUCUGUGGAGGGAGACAGCAGGCCUCCUUCGUUCAGUGGUUAGUAGAUCUUUAUUGAACACCUACUGGGUGCCUGGUUGGUGCUGGGCUUUAAUGGAAAAUCUGGCCCUCCCUCGGAGAACUCAGUCCAAGAGUAAAAGCAGCAGUUCCGAUUCUGGUGGAGAUGGGGAAAACCCUGGGGGCUGUGGGAACCCACAGGAGGGACCCUAACCAGACAGGUUUACUUGGCAGAGGAGGCAGGAGGGCAGGAGAGGAGAGCAGGAACCCACUACGCAGGACCCCAAGGGCUGGCCUCAGAUGUCUGCUGUUGGAACCUUACCAGAUCAGUAGGGAGCCAGUGAAGACUUUUGAGAAAGGGAGUGCCACACUCAGAGAUUUAUCCUCUAGGAGGCUCAUGCUCUGCCGGAUGGAGGAUGAGUUGAAGGAGGCCAGAAGAGGGGAGACAGACCAGAGAGGAUGCUGAUAGAGAAGUUCAUUUGGGGCAAGGAAAGAGGCUGAAGCAUCACAGAGGGGGUGCACAGAGGCUUCCAGGUGUGGAGGGGCUGGGCAGCUGUGGGCUUCUGGCUGGCUCAGGGCAGAGGCAGGAGUGGGGAGAGGAGUGGAGGGACAGGAGGCAGGUGGUAUGAGGGGGUGGGCCUGGUCAGAAGCCUCUGGAGGGGCGAGAUGCUGGAUGGGGCAGGGAGCAGGCUUGGGAGUUGCAGAGGGCCAGGCCGGGACCUCAGGGGAGGCCAGCGUAGAGGAGCCUGAGGGGGAGUGCAUGGGAGGUAGGAGGAGAAGCCAGGUGUAGGGACUUCGGGAGGGGGAUGGCACAAAUCACAUGUGUCGGGCACUUUGCCCAGUGCCAGGUCCACGAGAGGGCCCCGGGGCGGCAGGGGGGGGGGGGCGGCGUUGCCACAAGUCUUUGACCGGCAAGCAGACCGUAGUCUGUCCCCUCGCCAUCCCCGCCAUCCCAAGGAGGAAGGUGUUAGGGAAGGAUGAAGAGGGGAGAGCAUUUGCAUGCGUAACAAGGCCGAAGUGAGGGAGAGAGAAAGAGGGAACAGGAGAUGAAAAGAAAUUACCAUACGCCAGGAUCUUGUUAUUCAACCCAAUUUUCAAAGGACCACAGCUGUCGCACUGAGAUAAUCCGUUAAUUAUAACAGCCAUUGUGCUUUGGCAAUGGGAGAGAAACCAGGCUGGGGAGCAAGCAGACGGCGAGGUGGGGGUGGGUGCAGGCCUUUGGGGGGCCGGACCUGUGAGAGAGGCCAGGGGCAGGCAAAGAGGGGUGUGUUGCCCUUGAGAUUGAAAGGAAGACACUGUUGAGGGGGGCCGGGCCUCAUCCCCUCCUGGCCACCAUCGGUAGGGCAGUGGGUGGCGAGGACCCGCUGUGGGUGGGGCGCUGUGCCUCGCCUGCCAGCCUGGCCACUGUAACCGUACUAGCGGUGGCUGACUUUAUUGAGCACUUACUAUGUGCCGGACUCUGCUCUGUGGCUGUUCACUCCGCCCUCUGAGGUAGGGCCCUUCUGGUCUCAUUUCACAGAAGAGGAUACUGAGACUCAGAGGGCACGUUCCGUGGCAGAGCGGGGAUCUGAGCUGAAUGUGGCCCGCCCUUCUAGAACAUUCGGGGGUGGCCGUCUCUGUGGAUCGCCCAUGAGUUUUAGGACCAAGGAAUUGGUAGCUAGGGAUAGGACUCUUGAGCCCCAGCCUUUUAAUCAGAGACCCGCAAGAUGACAGACCCAUGCUGUUGGAGGAUGGCUUGGUGGCCACGCGCCCUGGGCCACGAUUUCUGUGCAGCCGGCAGUCAUGGGGUGCCCCCCCUGCAUUUCCGGGGCUUUUCCAGCAUGGACAGAGCUUCCUUGUUCUCCGAUGCCACAGCUGCAGGCCCCUGGGGGCUCCCCCACCUGCUCCAGAGAAGCUAGUCUCAGGGCCAGGAGAGGGACCCCUUGCCACUGCCUGCUUCAGGGUUGGGAUGGGCUGAGCCCCUGGGAUGGCUGCAGACCCUGGGUGCUGGGGCCUGCAACAGACAGUGGCAGGCGGGGGGGGCAGGAGUCCCAGGUGAGCAGAGCGAGGGGGUCUUGAGGUCUGUGGGGAGAGGGGUGGGAGCAAGGGGCCAUUCCAGACACUCCAGAGCCCUUUGCUGCAGGCGCUAUUCUGGGGUGAUCUCAAAACUGUCCCUGGGAUGUGGCUUCAGCAGCCGAGGCCUUGGGCCUCCCAGUGUCCACAGCAGCCUUGGCUGGCAGUGUUUUAUGGGGGUAGGAAUUAUCUUUGGAGCCAGUAAACCUCAAACCUCAGCAGGAACCCCGAACCUGAUCCGGGAACCCAAGCAACAUCAUUGGAGAGCCAGGGGUCCCCUGGGGGUGACAGGCAGAGCCAGGAGAUUGUAUGGGUGCUCCUCCGGUUAGAGGUCCCCACCCCAGUGGGCCUGCUUGGAGCCAAGGUGGGGUCUGCUUUUGGGUCAGAGCAGCUUAAAAGUAGAAUUGAUGACCCACAGAGACCAAGACUGAGUAGGCUUUUAGGAUCAAGGAAUGAUUGAUGGGUAGGUAGAGAACUCUUGAGCCCAGACUCAUUAUAGAGGCACCCCAAGAUGGGAGAGCCUGCUGUUAGAGUGUCCCAGGGCCACAGAACAGGGAGGACAGGAUGGCAGGGACUUCAGCACUCUCGGGUCCUAGACCAGGAGGCUUGUGGGAUUCCCCCCACCCAACCCCAGGCCUGGGAUUCUAAUCAUUCCCACACUGAGGUUCCCUCCGUGGCUGGGCUCAUAACCUCCAAGGGGCAGCAGGCAGCCUCAGCCAGAGAGGCAGGGAGGCCGAUGGGCAUGUGCUUUGUCCCUGCAGGGACGCAGAUCCUGGGCAGCCAGGCUUUCCAGGUGUUUCAGUGGAUUCCAGAAAUGGGGAUUUUUGAAAUGAAGCCUCCCAAGUUUUCAACAUUGGGCAACUAAUUGAACAAAUGUUUUGGAAGCACUGUCCGGAUGAAACAGGAUCCCAUGGCAUCCCUUGACCGAGAGCCUGGUGCCACGGAGGGUCAAAGCCAACUGUGCAGGAGUCGUUGAGACCUCAGUUUCCUCCUCUGUAAAGUGGGAAUGAUAACGGUCCUGGCUCCCAAGGUGGUGCUGAGGAUAAAUGAGCUGACGUGAGAGGUGCUUAGGCCCAGCUCGUGAAGGAGCCAGGUCUGCAGCUUGCCCCAGGCUGCCCGUCCCUCCCCGGCCAGGCUGCCUCCCAGGGGGCUGCACUCUGUGCCACUAGAGCCUCCGCUUCUCCCGGUGGGCUCCUAAUGUGCUACCCCGCUUUGGGAUAGCCCUGAGGGUGUUGGAAGGCAAGGAAAUGUUCACCCCUUGGGGCCCUGGAGGAGGAGCAAGCAGAGCUGGGAGGGCAGGCCUAGCCGGUGCCUGGUACAUAGUAGGUGCUCCAUAAAUGUUUAUUGAAUGAAUGAAUGGAGGCCAUGCAGGCAGAGGCAGCCGCGCGUGUGCAGGCACUGGUGAAAGAGCGGGUCCAGUGGAGACUGGAGCCAGGAGACAGAUGGGUCUCUUCCUUCCUGUCCCGUCUCUCAAGCUCCCUCCUCAGAGCUUCAUUCUCCAGCCUCCUGUGGGAAUCGUGGGAAUCGUCUGAAGUUUGAGCCUAGAACCAGAGGAGGAGGAGGAGGAGGAGGAAGAAGACAAGGAAGAGGAGGAGGAGGAGGGAGAGGAAGUCUUGAGAGCCCGUGCACCUUUCCAGAAACAGGCGGUGGGGGUGCGUCCCAGGCCCAUCCUCGGUGGCCCACGCCUGCCAGUAGCACCCCUGAGAGGACCCCCCCCCCACCGCCGCCCUCUACCGCGGUUGGCACCGGCCGCGUCUGCUCCCUCGGGGGGACCCCUGUGCCGGGGGUCGCCCCCAAGAUGGUGGCGGCCCCAGGGAGGACUGUGCCGCCAGCCCCAGCCUCCCGCUGCUAGGUCCCCUGUGCCCCGGGCCCCCCUUACCCCAAGCCCGGCCUUCCAGGGGGGCCACGGCCGGCGUCAUGCUGCGCCUGGGGCUGUGCGCCGCCGCGCUGCUGUGCGUGUGCCGGCCGGGCGCCGUGCGCGCCGACUGCUGGCUCAUCGAGGGCGACAAGGGGUACGUGUGGCUGGCCAUCUGCAGCCAGAACCAGCCGCCCUAUGAGACCAUCCCGCAGCACAUCAACAGCACCGUGCACGACCUGCGGCUCAACGAGAACAAGCUCAAGGCCGUGCUCUACUCCUCGCUCAACCGCUUCGGGAACCUCACCGACCUCAACCUCACCAAGAACGAGAUCUCUUACAUCGAGGACGGCGCCUUCCUGGGCCAGUCGAGCCUGCAGGUGCUGCAGCUUGGGUACAACAAGCUCAGCAACCUGACGGAGGGCAUGCUGCGCGGCAUGGGCCGCCUGCAGUUCCUCUUCCUGCAGCACAACCUCAUCGAGGUGGUGACGCCUGCCGCCUUCUCUGAGUGCCCGAGCCUCAUCAGCAUCGACCUGUCCUCCAACCGCCUCAGCCGCCUGGACGGCGCCACCUUCGCCAGCCUGGCCAGUCUCAUGGUGUGCGAGCUGGCCGGCAACCCCUUCAACUGUGAGUGUGACCUCUUCGGCUUCCUCGCCUGGCUGGUGGUCUUCAACAAUGUCACCAAGAACUACGACCGGCUGCAGUGCGAGUCCCCACGCGAGUUCGCCGGCUACCCGCUGCUGGUGCCCCGGCCCUAUCACAGCCUCAACGCCAUCACCGUGCUCCAGGCCAAGUGCCGCAACGGCUCGUUGCCCGCCCGGCCUGCGAGCCACCCCACGCCCUACUCCACCGACGCCCAGAGGGAGCCCGAUGAGAACUCGGGCUUCAACCCCGACGAGAUCCUUUCGGUGGAGCCCCCGGCCUCGUCCACCACAGAUGCAUCGGCGGGGCCCGCCAUCAAGCUGCACCACGUCACCUUCACUUCGGCCACCCUGGUGGUCAUCAUCCCGCACCCCUACAGCAAGAUGUAUGUCCUGGUCCAGUACAACAACAGCUACUUCUCCGACGUCAUGACGCUCAAGAACAAGAAGGAGAUCGUCACGCUCGACAAGCUGCGGGCGCACACCGAGUACACCUUCUGCGUGACCUCGCUGCGCAACAGCCGCCGCUUCAACCACACCUGCUUGACCUUCACCACGCGGGACCCCGUCCCGGGCGACCUGGCGCCCAGCACCUCCACCACCACCCACUACAUCAUGACCAUCCUGGGCUGCCUCUUCGGCAUGGUCAUCGUGCUGGGCGCCGUCUACUACUGCCUGCGCAAGCGGCGCAUGCAGGAGGAGAAGCAGAAGUCGGUCAAGGUCAAGAAGACCAUACUGGAGAUGCGCUACGGGGCGGAUGUGGAUGCCGGCUCUGUGGUCCACGCCGCCCAGAAGCUGGGCGAACCUCCCGUGCUGCCCGUGUCCUGUAUGUCCUCCAUCCCCUCCAUGAUUGGGGAGAAGCUGCCCACCUCCAAGGGGCUGGAGGCUGGGCUGGACACCCCCAAGGUGGCCACCAAGGGCAACUACAUCGAGGUGCGCACAGGCGCGGGUGGGGAUGGCCUGGCCCGGCCUGAGGAUGACCUCCCGGACCUGGAGAACGGCCAGGGCUCGGCCGCCGAGAUCUCCACCAUCGCCAAGGAGGUGGACAAGGUCAACCAGAUCAUUAACAACUGCAUCGAUGCCCUGAAGCUGGACUCGGCCUCGUUUCUGGGGGGUGGCGGCGGCAGCGGGGACCCCGAGCUGGCCUUCGAGUGCCAGUCCCUCCCCGCGGCCGCCGCCGCCGCCGCCGCCUCGGCCGCCCCCCCUGGGGCGCUGGAGCGGCCCAGCUUCCUCUCGCCCCCGUACAAGGAGAGCUCCCACCACCCGCUCCAGCGCCAGCUGAGCGCCGACGCCGCCGUGGCCCGCAAGACCUGCAGCGUGUCGUCCAGCGGCUCCAUCAAGAGCGCCAAGGUCUUCAGCCUGGACGUGCCCGACCACCCGGCCGCCGCGGGGCUGGCCAAGGGCGACUCCAAGUACAUCGAGAAGGGCAGCCCCCUCAACAGCCCGCUGGACCGGCUCCCGCUGGUGCCGGCGGGCAGCGGCGGCGGCGGCAUCCACCACCUGGAGGUGAAGCCCGCCUUCCACUGCAGCGAGCACCGGCACAGCUUCCCGGCGCUGUACUACGAGGAGGGCGCCGACAGCCUGAGCCAGCGCGUGUCCUUCCUCAAGCCGCUGACCCGCUCCAAGCGGGACUCCACCUACUCGCAGCUCUCCCCCAGACACUACUACUCAGGUUACUCGUCCAGCCCUGAGUACUCCUCCGAGAGCACGCACAAGAUCUGGGAGCGCUUCCGGCCCUACAAGAAGCACCACCGGGAGGAGGUGUACAUGGCCGCAGGCCACGCCCUGCGCAAGAAGGUCCAGUUCGCCAAGGACGAGGACCUGCACGACAUCCUCGAUUACUGGAAGGGGGUCUCGGCCCAGCAGAAGCUGUGACCCUCUCCUUCCCGGUGAGGCCGGAGGGGGAGGGCUGGGGGCUCGUGGGGAAGGGCCCGGCGGCCCGGCCGGGGCGGGGAGGGGGGUGACGGGGGGCGCUGGGGCCGAGGCCGAGGAGUGGACGCACACGCACACCCGCACGCACGCACCCAUGCACACACCUGACCACCACCUGACUGUGAACAACCACCACCCGACAAUAACGGACAGGAAAACAAAGACACGUUCUCCUUAAAGUUUACACACUGAUACCGAAACCAGUCGUCUUUACUGUGCUGCCCAGGGACUCUGCUGGGGUGUGCGGGGCUGGGGGGGCGGGGCGCAGGCCAGGAAAGAAGCUGAAAGGGGGUGUGGGUUCCGGGGCUCUGGGACUAGGGAUGGGUUUGGGGGCAGAGGAGUCCGGGGCGGGGAGAGGGUUCCCCUCUCCCACCCCCGGCUCUGGGGACAGGUCACUCACAUGGAGAUUUAGCACCAGGCAGACACUGGGCAUCAUUUCCUUUCUUUAUGGCUGGGGAAACUGAGGCUCAGAGAAAGGAGGUGAUAACCCCAGGGCCACACGUGGCAGGUUAGGCCCUUGCCCAACUUCCCAGCCCCAUGCUGUGUCCCCGCCCUUCGUCUGCCCGCCACCCCCUUCCGGAGCUGUGGUCUCCUGGGGCUGAGGAACUUGAGAAUCAGGCAGGUGCUCUUCCUUUCUAGAAAGCCCCACAGCCAUGCCCCCCGCCCCAAGUGUGGAGCUGUGAUUCAUCACACUGGGGGUCCUUCGCCCCCUUGCCAGCACCCAGGAGAGAUGGGAGGUCUUGCUUGCGAGAAAGGAGCAGAGGCACCAGAGGCACGGGGCCAUUCCACCAGCCCCCUUCAAGUGUCUUCCAAGUAGCCUGGGAGCUGCUUCUGGGGCCUGAGGAGAGAGCAGCGGGCCAGCUCCCACCGCCUCUCAGGUGCAGGCCCCCUUGCCCCACCCCGCAGCCUCUCUGGGCCCCUAGGGCCCCUACUCAUCCCAGAGGGCAGCAGUGAACUGUGAUGCCUGGGAGCAGUGGGGAGGCAGGGUGUCACGGGGGUCUCUCUGCCUGUGCCCGCACGUCCUGGCCUCCCGCCUGCCUGACCCCCAGGUGGGACUUCGGGGGCAGCAUCUCUCGGCCUGCCCAGGGGAAGGAGGGCUUUCCCAGGCUUACUCACCCACCACUUCUUGGCUGCCCUUCCCUCCCCACCCUCUGGCCAGAGGGGCUCCCAUGUUUCCAUGGAAAUGGCCGCUCCUCCCCUUGCAGACCCCCACCCAACAUCGAACAAAGCACAAACAGUGAGCACCACCCCUCCCUGCUGGGGGGGGAGCGCAGGCAGGUUCUUGGGGCCCCUCCCUCUUCCUGGCCAGCUUCUGUCUCCAUGGCAACCCAGGGCCUGGCAGUUGGGACUGUUGGGCUCCUGGGGGUUCUCUCUCAGUGUGGGCGGUGGAGGGUGGUAAGGGAGGGCAGGGCCAGGUGGCUGUGGCCUCUCUCACAGCUAGGGGCUUUCAGGGAUGAGUCUGGGGGCUGGGGGAGGCUGACCUGGGGUCCUGAGGCUGUGGGGGCUUGAGCACACUGUCAGGGUGCUGAGGGGCCCUUCACCUUUGGUUAGGACGUGGGCCAACGGGCGGUGGGGACAACUAUAGCUUUGCCCACCUGCCAAUGUGCUGCUUGGCUCCCCACCCACCUCAGGAUGGGGAGGAGCCCACUCAGCUCCCCCCACAGCCCUGUUGGAGACCCCUAGCCUCUGGCCUGUCACCCCGUUGGGUUUCUUGAGAUUUGGGGAGUGUGGCUGUGGGGUGAGAGUGGGCACUGGGGUGGGAUCAAGACCUGUACUGUGUGUAGGGGGCGGUCCUGACCAGGAAAGCUAGUGCCAUCUCCUGGGCUGGGGUGGGGGUGUCUAGCGACCUUUCUGCCAGGGGUAGGGUCUGGGGGAGGUCUUUUGGAGGGUUGCCAGGGCUCAACGGAGCGCCUCUCUUACACCCACUUGGGCGACAGACCAAGCCCAGGGCUCACUUUGGGAGUGACAUUUGCAAAGAAAGGACUGUUUUUCUGGGGAAUAGAGAGGAGGGGGCCAGCAGGAUAACGCAGAGCAGACCUCCCUCAGCCCCUGAAACCUGGCCCCCCCAACCCCUCCUCACACCAGAUUGGCAAAACUGAGAACAGCAAGCAGGCAAAGCCAGUGGUGUGAGAAAGCAGAUUCCUGUUAUAUUUGCAUGACGAUUUUACUGUAUUUUUCUGAGCAAACAUCUGUCGUGUAUGUGCCAGUUUGUCCAGACUCCCAGGCCCCCCUCCCGCCACCCCCUCUUGCCCACAUUCCCUCUGUUGUGAUCUGACAAGCAGCUCUUGAAACCUGGGGAGGGACCAGCUCUGCAAAAGACCCAAAACAGGUGCCACCGAAACACAGCCCCCACCCCGUACCCGUCUCCUGUCUUUCUGAAUGGUGGAUCCUGCAAGCGUUGCCUCACCCUGUGGGUCCCAGUUUCGUGCCCUCCUCCUUCCCCCUCCUCCCUGCCAGAGAAGGGUAGCCCCAGGGAAGGGAGCAUGGGAGGACCUCUUUAUCCCACUUGCUGCCCUUCUCAGAUGAAGAUGGGGGGUGCUGAAGAGGGAAGGGCUGGGUGGUUUGGCCAUCAGGUUGGUGGGGGGACAGUCACACUGCUGAAUACUGGGGGCUGAGAGCUCAGGGCUUCAUGGGUGGUUUUAUGGGGAGGCUUGGGGCCCUGAGUGGGGGGGAGCCCAUGGAAGGAGCUGGGGCCCAGGGUGGCCUGGCCUCAGUGGAGAUGGAGCUUCCCCCGGGGAAGGAAGGGAGCCUCACCCUUGGAAGGUGCGGGAGCCCCACCCUUGCCAUUCCCCCAUCAUUCCUGGUUGAAGAUGACCUCUAAAAACCGCAGGCCAUCUUACUUUGGGGGCUUUAAGGCUAGGUCUCCGUCUUAAUGGCGAGGGUCUUGCCACCUUGGGAGGCAAUCAGCCUUCACAACCUAGAUCGCGCCAACCUUGGAGACAGAACAGGAUCUAACUUGGGCCUCUGGCCUCCCAGCCAGGCUGUAUCUUCAGCUGCCCAGCCAGUGCCCUCCACCUGGGAAAAGUGCCAGUGCACCGUAGCCCACCUUGGAGGCUUUCUUGCAUCUGUGUCCUAUAUCUUCCUGUUCAGGAUACUUCUUCUCCCAGCCGUGAGCAAAAUACGAGACACAAAUGAACAUUCCCGUUGAGGCGUCAGGCUGGCCGAGGCCCUGUGUUUGUAAUGGCGAUGAGCACGGUGGGCCUGGGCCGGAGCCUGGGCAGGUGGGGAGGGUGGGCAGGCAGGAGGGAAGGGAAGGGGAAGCUACUGGGCAAGGCGGAGGGCGAGGAAGAGGAGGAGAUGUGGGUGCUGUACCCUGGACCUCCUGAGGAGGCCUCCUUACCUUGGGUUGUGCCUGGGCUUUGCUGUCACUGUCAGAGCAUCUCCAGAGGAAAUUCCUGGGUACCUAUCGCUGGAGGGUGGCACCAGGAGGGCUACUGUCACUGGGAGGGCUGGCGCUGCUAACCCUCUGUUGGAGCUAAUGGUUUUCCAGAAGGGAAAAGCAGAGGUCGGGGGCGGGAGGGUACAAACAAAAAAACACCUUAGUGUAGUGUAGAUACCUCCACAGGGGUCCCAGGGCCUGCCCCUACCUGCGGGAGGCCCCUCCCCUCUGCACGGCUCCCAGGGGGCCAGGGGACAGUGCCAGAGGACUGUGGAGGCUGCCCCCAGUCCAGGCUGGGGGUGGGGUAGGGUAGGGCUAUCUGUGGGGUGGUGGGAGUGGAAAGACCCACGGGACAGCAAGAGUAGGCCUGCAGGGCCCCAAGGGCUGGAGGGGCAGGGGAGAGGCUGGGCCUGGCCCUGGGGCUCUUUCAAGUUGCGGACUAGAAGCCGCUCAGCAUCCCCACUCCUGGAAAUUUGACAGAGAGGGAACAGAAGCUCAGGAAAGGAAAGGAAGGAAAUCUUCUAGGGUCUCGAAACCAGAUAGGGCUGGACCGAGUCCAGGAAGGGGAACCAGGCAUGGGGACCAGGAGUAACAGGCCCUAGCUUGUAAAGGCCUCCUGUGCAGACAAGGGACAGCCACAAAAUGUUCCCCAGUGGGGGACACUGUGUGGAGAAUUAAAAAAUAAAAACGGAGGGGAUGGUGCUCAGGGCAUGGGGGAGGGGCUCAGGGCACCCCUCUGACAGGGGCCCGGCUGGGAGGACUAACCCACCAGCUGCAAGGACCAGACCAGAGGGGAGGGGGUGAGGCGUGGCUGGGUGUCCCCAAGAAGCUCCUCAGGUGUCCCCACCCCCUCUGAGGGAGCCUACCCCACCCCACUGGUGGCUGAGCAGCGGGGGGGAUGGGGCUCUUUCUGGGUGGCAGCACUGGGGGUGUCUGACCCUGAGGGGCCUAAGGGGGCAGGGCUGACCCGUGCCCAGGGGGGCUGGCGGGAAGGCUGGGGCUUGCUCGAUCCAUCCCUCCCCACUGAGGCUUCUGCUCCGCAGUGCGCCCUCCGUCCCAGGAGCUGCAGGGCUCCUUGUCCUCCAUCCUGACCCACGUCCUCCCACCUCUAAGACAGAACCAGUAUUUACACUCUUUGCCUCUCCUGCCUGCCUCAGAAGCCUCAUUAAAGGUCCCUCACUGCUGCUGAGCUGAGGGAGAGGAAGGGGGUGUCAAACGGGGUGCGUGGGAGGCUGUGGGCUUUCUCUUGCUUCUUGCCCCUCGCCCAACAAGCACAGGGCUGGACAGGGGCAGGGGUCCCUCCUGGCUCCCCCCUCCCCUCCUCCCUCCGUUGCUCUCUCCCUCCCCCCACAAGGAGCCACCAGCCCCGUGGGCACCUGCGGCUGGCUUGGCACCUGGUUUGGGUACUGCAGAGCUGGACUCCCGGCCCUGGGCUAUGAACCUGUGACCCCUAGCUGUGUGUGGACCUUUCCUUCCUCGGGGGGGGGUGGCCCAAAACCUCUCCUUUUCUUCUUUUGGGGGGGGUAAUAACUUCAUUUAUUUUCUCUUCCCUCUAUCUGCCUCUCCCUCCUCCCGAUUUCCUGUUUUAAACUGAAUGGCACGAAAUUGUUUUCCUCAACUCGGAGAUUCCUGUAUGGAGAGAAUCAAUUUCUAUAUUUGCAAUAAAUUUCUUAUUUAAAACAA